Messenger RNA from Microthlaspi erraticum, 1116 nucleotides. The record is from the annotation of a GenBank genome assembly. Lineage: Eukaryota; Viridiplantae; Streptophyta; Magnoliopsida; Brassicales; Brassicaceae.
AUGGAGAGAGAGAAAAGAAGAUGCGGAAACAUUAACCAAGAGAUUGUAGAAGAAAUUCUGGUGAAGCUUCCGGUAAAAUCGCUGGUGAGAUUCAAAGCCGUAUCGAGAGAAUGGAGAGGAGCGAUAGAAUCAACGUUUUUCAUAGAGAAACAAAUUCGGUAUCAGAAAUAUCUAGAAGGACAACAAGCGAGAAUCGUCACAUUGUCAAGAGAAAAAAGAUACAACGGUGUCGCCCUAGGAAAUCUGUUGAUUUCUGCCAAUGGAAUCGUACAUGAUUCUUCAUAUCUACCCAUUAGGGCUUUAAACCUGUUUGAUGGUUUCAAGAUCUCCGAGCCUUGCGACGGUUUGUUUUGUGUCUAUACCAUCACUCGUAUAUUUAACCUUGUCAAUCCUGCCACCACUAGCCGACGCAGACUCCCUGAUCCCACCUCUACUGUUUCUAACGGUAGGGAUAUGAAUUAUACUUUGCUAGGGAUGGGAAGAGAAAAUAGCUUGAGUAGAAGGUAUAAGCUAGUGUGGUUUUUCGAGUGUGAUAUGAAACAGGUGAAAAAAUCUACUAGGUGCAAGGUUUUUGCUUUUGACUCUAACACUUGGAGAUACGUAGAUCCGCCUCAUUGUCGAGUUGAAUAUGGCCAUCCUCUAAUACACUUGGAGGGAGUGAUGUAUUGCUUCACUGCCCCGUGCAUGGAAGAGCAAGGUCCCUUUGAAAAGGAGGUACUAGCUUUUGAUCUUCACACAGAGACGUCGCAAAGCUUUUCAGUUACUCCCGAUAUCGGGGAAAGUCCCUUAAGCAUGCGCGUUCUCAACCAUCGCUUAUGUAUCUUCAAGAGACAUGUCUAUACGGACGACCUUGUUUUCAAAAUCUGGGGUCUAGACAUAAACAAGAGAUCAUGGGAAAUCAUGUAUUCCAUAGAUUUGUCUUGUUUUCCACCAGAGUUCCAAGGAUCGUGUAUCCUGCCGGUGGCAAAGAUCGACAAUUAUCUCAUCAUUUCAAAUGUUACACGUACCACGUGUGUGCUCUACGGUUCCAAAAAUCGUAUUUUGCAUGGUACCUCUGGUUCUCCUGCGUUCAAUACUAUGUCUUAUUUUGAGACGCUAGUCUCUCCUUAUCAAUAA